Molecule: messenger RNA, 2763 nt
Organism: Cyprinus carpio (common carp)
Lineage: Eukaryota; Metazoa; Chordata; Actinopteri; Cypriniformes; Cyprinidae
Product: U3 small nucleolar RNA-associated protein 14 homolog A
Biological process (GO): rRNA processing
Cellular component (GO): small-subunit processome; nucleolus
Source: RefSeq, a predicted model, not a curated record
CGCUGAAAUGCUGUUGGUUUGCGACACACAGAAGAAACCGAUGUUGGAGACGCACACAGGGAAAUUGAGCUCGCCGCCUGAUAUUCUCUUUUAGCAGUUCUGAUAUAAUGUCGACAUUUUAAGCUGACGGAUAUAUUGCCUGUCGAAACCUCUGAUUUCCUCAGUCACAUCAGGGACACGUGAAAUCAGCAGCUUUUUCAGUUCGCCCGGACACGAGGGGAAACACGUGUGACGUGUACAGCCGAGCUCAGCCAUGGCUCCUGAUGAAGAGGAGCUUUCCAUUAAUGAGCAAGCCAUCAGUGCCAGUGAGGAUGAGGAGGGCAGUGAUGAUGAGCGAAAACACAAGAAGCUGCUGGAAGCCAUCGGUUCUAUGGGUGGAAGAAAGAGGAAAAAGCAGAAUGAGCGUUCUGAAGCAAGCGUGCAGGUCUCCGAGUACUUCGUCAAUGCAGAGGGCACAGGAGACAAAGUCAACCUCUCUGACCUCCUGGGAACUGUGGAGAAGACCUCAGGAGCCUCCAACAAGACCAAGAAACAGCUGAGGAACCUGCAAAGCAGUAAAGAGACUUUGGAGCUGCCUCUCAACAAGCAGCAAACGGAGAAGAUUCAGAGAGGCAUAGCGUAUGAGAAGACCACUGCAGAGGUGUCAUGCUGGAAGAACAUCAUAUUGCAGAACCAGAAGGCCGAACAAAUGGUGUUUCCUCUGAACCAGGAGUCCUCGGGCCCGAAGCGUGUGGAGCAGGUUGUGGCUGGAUGGAAGGUUCAAACUCCUCUUGAACAAGAGAUCUUCAGACUCCUGCACGGCAGCAGGCAGCCCGUCAAUGACCCCGUGUUGACCCCUGUAGAGGAGCAGUCACUUAAAGCCAUGAGCUUGGAGGAGGCUAAGAUUCGUCGCGCUGAGCUUCAAAAGGCCAGAGCGCUCCAGUCGUACUAUGAGGCAAAAGCCAAAAGAGAAAAGAAAAUCAAGAGCAAGAAGUACCACAAGGUUCAGAAUAAAGCCAAGCGUAAGGAUUUCCUGAAGCAGUUUGAUGAAAUGGUCAAGACGAAUCCUGAAGGAGCGCUGGAAGAGCUAAAAAAGAUGGAGCUGUCCAGGAUGGAGGAGAGGAUGUCUCUGAAGCAUCAGAACAGUGGCAAGUGGGCAAAAUCAAAGGCCAUCAUGGCUAAAUAUGAUGAUUCGGCACGCAAAGCAAUGCAGGAGCAGCUGCAGAUGAAUAAAGAUCUUACCCAGAAGAUGGUGGUGCCCUCUGAUGACGAACAUGAGAGUAUCGAGGAAGGCUUGGAGACGGUUCCUGAUUUUGUGAACGACCCCGAGACGGUCAUUGACCCUGUCAACCCCUGGAUGAGAGGCCAGCUUACACACGAAGAGCCUGAGGUCAGCUGUGUCACAGCCGAGGAGGUGCAAACCGCAGAAGAGGAGAACGAGGAAGAGGAAAUCAUUGGAGAAUUUGAGAGGAAGAGGAAGCUGAGGCAAGCUGAUGAAGAGGACUUGAUUCCUACAGAAGAAGAGCAACCUGCGAGCGAGGUGGUUGAAGAAGAUGUGGUUGAGGUUUCUGACAAAGAGGAGGAGGAUGAGGAUGAAGAAGAGGACGUUUCUGAGUUUAACACCCUUUUCAGGCUCAUGAGGAGUGAGAAGACGCGUGAGGGUUCAAAUCAGACACGAGGAGGGUUGAACACAGCCGGGGAAGAAGAUGAAGAGGGGCUUUUGAGCGAAGGACAGAUUCGAGUCAGGAGUAUAGAAGACCUGGAGGUUUUAGACGAGGUCGUCGAGCCCCGAGCCAUCGAGGAGCCGUCAGCGCCACAAACCGCCGCAGCGGAGGCCACUUCUGAGCCACCUCAUAAAAAGAAAAGGGAAAUCAACCUCAAAGAAGUACUCACCAAAGAAGCCAAAGCCGUCAGACUUCCCUUUUUGCCCACAGUGGUUGAUGAGGAAGAGCGUGAUGAGCAGAUCUCCAUCAUCAAGGAGGCGUUUGCUGGGGAUGAUGUCAUUUCUGAUUUCAUAAAGGACAAAAGCAGACAGGAAGCUGCGGGGAGGCCUGCGGUGGUGGACCUGACUCUGCCGGGCUGGGGAGAAUGGGGAGGAGUCGGCCUCAAACCCCCGCGCUGGAAACGCAAAAGAUUUAGGAUAAAAACGGCCCCACCUCCUCCACGGCAAGACCAGAAACUGCCUGAUGUCAUCAUAUCAGAGAAAAGAACUGCAUCAGUCGCUUCUCACCAGGUGAGUCAGCUGCCGUUCCCCUUUCAAAACACUGCACAGUUUGAAUCCUCCAUCCGUACUCCUAUCGGGUCGACGUGGAACACACAGACUGUCGUGAAGAACAUGACAAAACCCAAAGUUGUCACUAAACUGGGUGCGAUCAUUGAGCCUAUGGUCAAAGAGGACUUCAUAAAGAGUAAGACCACAGCAGCAGGGGGUAAAGGAGCAGCCAUCAUGCUGGGAGAAAACAGACGGGCAAAAGAGGGCACGAAGCGGUCAGCAGAGAAGCAUCGAGGAAGAAGAUCACAGAAGAGGAAAAAGUAACCGAAAGAUCGUGUGGCUUCAGUCACUGCAUAAAUAGAUUUCAUUUGUGAGGUGAAGUGUUUCAGGAAGAUAUCUCUCUAAUAAAUUACCAAAUUAACUUUUUGUAAUUCUUUUCAUGUCCUCAUACAUCAGUUUGUAUAUUUAAUUGAUGUGAGUAAUAGAUGAGCUUGCUUUCUUAAAUGAAGACCUUGUUUUUCUGUCCAACUGCCCUAAAAAAAUAAAUUUUAUAAUCUUUUUUUUGUUGCAAA